CUUUGUGCUGACCAGACGGUUCAUGAAGAACGCGCGACUAUAUGAAGGCACACGCAAAACAACUAUCACGGUUUCCGAUUUUAUUGCAAACUGGGUUUCUAUAUUUUUUUAAAUAUCUCCUAAAAAUUCCAAUGGAGUUAAAUUAAAAGCCCCCUACUCGAAUUGAUCUUCUAUACUUAACUAUACAUAUAUAUAAUAUUACAUGCAUACAUGUUAAAGUUCGUGGGUUUGAUGGCUGGCGCCGAAUAAUACACAGGAGCUGUUCGGGCGCGUAUUUACAAUUCUUAUUUUGAUUAAUCAAGUGGAAUAACAGAUUAGGGUAAUCAUUAGAACAGUGACCAAAAAGUUAUUCAGCGACUAAAAACUAGCCACAUCGCAGCGGAAUCUACAAAUUGUCAACAAGAUGGGACUUCUCUUUCUUCAGAAAUUUUUUUAAUUAAGAGGCGGGAACUCGGAGGGCCAGAUUGCGGAAGACUAAAAGUAAUCAGCAACUUUAACCUUUAAAACAGACUGAGAAGGUCCUGGUGAGAAACAAUAGGAAAGAAGAUACCCGGUACGAACGGCUAAUUGCACGAGACUGACAGCAGGCAAGAAAUAAGGACCAGGAAAGGUACUGUGAGUUAUACUGCCUUACGCAAGUUCACGAAUGUUCGGCGUACACGAUAGCUGACUUGCCUACACAACAACUGACUUGCCUACACAUCAACUGACUUGCCUAUAUCACAUCAAAUGACCUGCCUACACAUCAACUGACUUACCUACACAUCAACUGACUUGCCUACACAUCAACUGACUUGCCUAUAUCACAUCAAAUGACCUGCCUACACAUCAACUGACUUGCCUAUACUCAAUAACUGGCUUAAUUGCAUAUAUAGAAAUUCAAGUCCACCACUGUCCAGACUUAACAAUAACUCAACACUAUACAACUGACCAGCCUAAUCACUUAACUCUGGAAUUACACAACUUGAUCCUCCUGAAAAUAACUAGCUCUGACAAAGGAUAAGGAACAAUGCCUCUGGGGACCCGAAAUCCUGUAGGACUCCCGCCGGCAGAAGAGAGUGACCGUAAGUCAGGUUACUCUGAGGGUAGCAGCGAUACCGCCAGCCUCGACAGCGACAGGGCGACGCAUUACAGCGCUUCUGAGAGCAUCACCAGCUACACACCAGAAACCAGUGCUGCUGAAAACGAUGUCCCGCGCGGUUGGCAGGCUUCGCUGUUCAAUCCCAUGCAGCGUCUCAACGGCCUACUGCGCUACGCUGCUCGGUCCGAUCUCACUAUCAAGUUCUUGGACUCGGAAAAGUCGUACAAGGUGCAUCGGUUAGUCCUGGCCAUGAGUUCAGCCGUGCUGGAAGAAAAAGUUUAUUCCAAGCCGAGCUCUGAACUCGUGCUUGACGUGGCCUCGCCAGCCGCGUUCAAGUGGCUGCUCGCCAACAUGUACAUGGGGUGCAAGAACCUGCCCAGCGUUGAACUGGCCUCUCAUGUCUACUCACUGGCUUUUAUGUAUGAAAUGACAGCAGUGAUGGGACAUUGCAAGCAGUAUUUGCUACACAAAGUGAGCACCGACAACUGCCACUUCGCGUACCAGGGCGCGAUGACGUGUGGGGACAUGGAGUUAGCCUCGCGCUGCGCUCAGAUAGCGAGUGGGGCGUGGGCGCAGGGCCGCAGCGCUGUGAUGCGAGCCCUGCCGCGGCAGGCGCUGUACCACCUGCUUGAACAGGACAGACUGUGCCUCUCCAGCGAGUGCUCCCUCUUCCAGGCCGUCGUCGACUGGGGGCAGCAUGCCCUUAAGAGCCAGGGCGAAGGUACGGACGUGAGGUCACAAGUAGAAGAGUUCUUGCCCCUCAUUAGGUUCCUGGCCAUGACCCCGGAGGAAUUCCUCGACAAAGUUUCUCCGUCGCAAGUUUUGACCGCGGACGAAUGCGUCUCGAUCUUGAUGAACAUCCGUGGUCGCAACGCCCCGCUGCCUACGACCUUCUACUGCAGCCUCAUGGGGCCUCGCCAGACGGUGUUCGACGACGGAUUGCUGCAGGUUCUCACCAACUGUCCACACAAUUCCAAGAAAUCCAAGAACUCGGACCUGGGAAACAAGAGCUACAGGCAAGGCCUUGGGUUCAAGUUAUAUUUCUCAUCGAGCAUUUACAUGAAGAGUGUGCAGAUAAGCAGCGGUUUCUUGCCUCGGGACGGGCAACUUCUGCUGCUGGACUCUGAGGGCAAAGCUAUCAUGGAGGCUGUGGAUGGCGAGUUCAUGGGACACCAAUGCACGUGUGGGAAAGUUCCUACCCCACACAGCAAUCUCCUCUCGUGGACAUUCAAUCCGCCUUUUUCGAUUCAAGGCAAGAAAGAAUACAUCGGGAAAGUGCGGCACAGCAAGAGCGAUAUUCAAAUCGAAACUAUCAAAGAAAUCAUGCCGGGGGUCACGAUCUGCGGGCAAAUCACGGCCUCACCUUUUAAGAUAGAGUUUUACUUGCGCUGAAACGCUAAUAAAAUAAGACUACUUAUAAGAAAUAGUAACACUACCAAACGAGAAAUGUAAUAAAUCUGUGAAAACUAUCAAGGCGUUUGCCCAGAUUAUCAACAACUGGAUAAAUUCAUAAAAAUUGUUAGGUUUAAAGCAGACGUUUUGAGGUUCUUCAAUUAUUAGUGUUAGUAGUAAUCUACAGUUGCAUGUGAAAUCUGGUCUGAGGAAAGACCACUCAAAAAUACAAGAGGUGAAUCUGA
Messenger RNA from Hyalella azteca, 2718 nucleotides. Its product is annotated as BTB/POZ domain-containing protein 2. Gene Ontology annotation, cellular component: cytosol; P-body. The coding region runs from base 1010 to 2473 and encodes 487 amino acids. Gene Ontology annotation, molecular function: protein binding. Gene Ontology annotation, biological process: neurogenesis. The record is from RefSeq and is a predicted model, not a curated record. Lineage: Eukaryota; Metazoa; Arthropoda; Malacostraca; Amphipoda; Hyalellidae. The transcript is spliced from 7 exons.